GUAAAAGCACAAGAACAACUCUCUUCUGCAGAGCUCGGGAGACGGUGAGGUUCUCUCCCUUUUACACACACAAAAAAUUUGAGUUUGAGCAGAUAGCUGGAUGUUCCAGAGUGAAUCAAACCAGUGAGUCUGUGUGCAGAUGCCAGUACCUCUGGAGAACUAAGUGUCCACAAUGUCUCUGAGAAACCUGUCAGUCAAAGCUCUUCUGUUCCUUGGGAUUUGUCAGGUGGGGCAUAGGGGUCUUGCCUCAGCCCCCGAGCUGAAAGAGCAGCCUAAGAAAAUCGCCAUCAUUGGAGGAGGAAUCGGAGGAACAGCAGCAGCAUAUUUCCUCAGGCAGGAGUUCGGACCGUCCGUCAAGAUUGACGUGUUUGAAGCAGGAACUGUAGGAGGACGUCUUGCUACCGAGAACAUCAGGGGACACGAUUAUGAAAUCGGAGGGUCCAUCAUACACCCGCUUAAUUUGCAUAUGAAGCACUUUGUGGACAAACUGGGUUUGUCCGCCCGUGCUGAUGUCCCCUCUAAGGUGGCCAUAUUUAACGGAAAGGAGCUGACCUUCGAGGAAAGCAACUGGUUCAUUGUGAACUUCCUGCGGAUGCUGUGGCGCUACGGCUUAAACUCCAUUCGCAUGCACAUGUGGGUGGAGGGCAUUCUGGAUAAGUUCAUGAGGAUUUAUCAAUACCAGCAGUUUGGUUACUCCUUCUCCAGUGUAGAGCGGCUCUUGCACGCCAUGGGUGGAGACAGCUUCCUGAUGCUGCUCAAUCAGACGCUGGAGGAGGCCAUGCUGGCCGAUGGCUUCUCUCAGGUCUUCAUCAAUGACAUUGUGACUCCAAUCUCGCGCGUUAACUAUGGCCAGAGUGUUCGCCUCAGCGCUUUCGUGGGUGCCGUGUCCCUGGCCGGUGCAGACUCUGGCCUGUGGGCAGUGGAUGGAGGAAAUAAGCAGGUUUGCUCGGGGCUUUUGUACAACAGCAAAGCUGAAGUUAUCCAGGCCCGAGUCACGUCUGUUUCUGUGAAGAUGAGGCCAUCCAGAAGCGGUACUGUAGCGAACUUUUAUGAGCUGAACUACGUUGGUGACUCUGGCCCCGCCCACUCCCUUUAUGACAUUGUGAUCGUGGCCACGCCUCUUCACCAAGGUCUCUCUGACAUUAGCUUCUCUGGCUUCUCUCCUCCAAUCCCAUCUCACUUUCCUGGACGCUACCACCAGACUGUUGCCACGCUGGUCCUGGGCCGGCUCAACAUGUCGUAUCUGGGAACCAAUCAGAAACCGGCCGACUUUGCCGUCUCUGAUAUUCUGACCACGGAUAACGAGGUGCUGGCUAUCAACAGCCUGGGCUCUCUGGACCCAAUCCGUAUUCCCCAGGGUUACCGCCAGCCUCCAGCCAGCGAGAGCAGAGUGUGGAAGGUAUUUUCCCAGGAGCCGCUGUCUAAGGAGCAGCUGCGGGAGAUUUUCGUGUCGUGGGAGGGGGUGUGGGAGAAGCGCUGGCUGGCUUACCCCUCAUACAGUCCCCCACAGCGGCGCAUGCCACCGUUCAUUCUCCAUGACCGUAUAUUCUACCUCAACACCAUUGAAUGGGCUGCCAGCUGCAUGGAAAUGAGCGCCAUCUCAGCCCGCAACGUGGCGCUGCUUGCCCACCACCGCUGGCACGACCAGACCGACAAAAUCGACCAGGAGGACCUGCACACCCGCCUCCGUGGAGAGCUGUAGAGGAGGCGGGGAGCAGAGUCCAGUCCUGGAGUGCCUCAUACGGUUUACCCUACAUUUUCAGCUGAACGUCGCUGGAUCCUCUAUAUUACGAGGAUGUUAAGAAGCUGAAAUAUGAAUUUUACAACAUGUAAGCUAACACUGCUGCACAUUGAAUUGACAUCACAAGGCAGCGAGUGCACAAGAAUACCUCAAACAAACCAGCAAGAUUUAUCCAGUGUGGGAGUUAAGGUGCUUUGGGAGUAGUAGAGUAUGGUAGGAGUAGCUGGAGUUGGUAUAUAACAGUGUUACAGUUACAGUGUUGUUUAAAAGUAGAUCUGCUUUAAUGCAACAUCAAUAGUGGUAGCUUGUCAUUAGCACAGAUGUAGCAAUGUUCAUAUUUCGACUCCUUAACAACCUCGUAAUUUAGAGGAUCCAGUGAUGUUCAGAAGAAAAUGACUGUAAGAUCUGAAUCCUUUCUUAUUUACCACAGGGCACCGACUUUCAAGAAUCCUUUUGAUUUUUGCCAUAGAGAAAUCCAGCUUUGACCUGAAGUUGCUAAUAUGGGUGUGGACACCAGCUGUAGAAUGACACAUGCCUUCAGAGUUCUAUUGCACAGUAAGCUGGCCACAACUAUUGGUUGCAUUCUGAUUGGCUAUACUCACGUCAUUGUGUGCACACACUUCCAUGCAACAGGUUUCAUCAGUCUGGAGCCUUUUGGAUUGAGACCGUUCACUGAAUUGAAAAAAGUUUCACAACAUUGUGUGUUUAAAAGUUGUUUGAGUUUUCUUUGAAGCAUUUAGUUGCUUUUAAGUAAGAUAUCUUCACGUUCGCCAACGCAUUUGUUUUCCAUGUGUCUGUGUUGGUUGUAGCUCCCCUACACGUCAUGCUACACUGGGGGUCUGUGAUUGGAGCUGUCAAAGUUAACAGGAUUUAAAAAAAUGUUUCCAUCUGCUACCAUGGCGUAAAUUUGUUUAAUACUGAAGUGUGCCAUGUCUGAAGCAUCUUUUACAAGUAAAACAGAGCACUGAUGCCAGCAAUAUCAGUAACAUUUAUAAUGUAAGCACUGGCAGACUACACUGGACAGUGCUUGCAGGAAAACUAUAGACAAAUCAACAACCCAUGCGCUAGAAAACAGAGUGAAAGCUACAGUUCCCCUCAAAACAACAUGUAACUCAGCAGUAUGAGGUGCAAGAGAGGAGGUGGAACAUGCAGUCACUGAUGCUCUCACUGGAUGCCGUGGAAAUUGGAAACUUCGCUCACCCUAUUUUCAUGUUCACUCUGCAUUCAUGCGUAUGUUAAUGUUGAAUUAUUGAAAGUUAUGAACACAUUCUGAUGAAACUCAUUUUGUCCACAUAUAUAGCUGUAACAAAAUGUACUACCUUUUGAAUAGCAAAACUUUCCUUAGGCUCAAAUUAGAACAAAUAUGUCGAUUGGAUAUGAUAAACUAAUAUAAUUAAUCGUGAUUAUUUAAUCAUUUAACAGUCCUUGUUAUUUCAUGUCAACCAAAAGGCCUUUCCUGGUAGGUGAUUCUUGGCCAUGUUGAGUGACAAAACACUCCAGACUUGGGCAGAUAUCUGGCUUGCGAGACUAGCCGUCCUUCAUCAGUGGUCAGUUUUUGGCAACAGAACCACUGAAUAUUUUUGGGACCGCUCUCAACCAAGUAGCAACACUGACGUGUGUGCGAAAGUUCCAAAAUAUCUGGACAGCAGUGGCUCUGUGGAAACUGACCAGUGAUGAAUGAGGUCAAGGGGGCUGAUAAACUGUGCAGCAGCAGAUGGAGUGCAGUUUCUAACUGUAAAGCUGUACUGCAGACCUGCAAGGUAGAUGGAGCUCCUAAAGUGGAUAAAGUAAAGUGCUCCUUUAAGAAGCAGCCGUAAAGGCUUAGCUUACUCAGACUCUUCAAAAUAGUUUUGUCUCCAGCAGCACUAACCAGCCACUUUAAAAGAACAAAAACACUUUUGUUGGUGUUUAGUAUUUUUGUGAUUAAUGGAGUUGAAUAAUUAAUUGUCUCACACAAAUUUAAUACAUUUAAGGAUUUAAUGUAAACAACUUUGAUACAUUUGAUUAAAGAUCAUUUUUUGGGGUUCCUGCAAGUGCAGUUGUAAAACUGAUUUUUUUUGUUUAAUAAGGAUUAAUCUGCUGAUCUGUUUAUGAACUGCUGGUGAGUAAAAAGGAGUAAAAUGGCAGAGAACCUUUCAUUUUUUGAUCAAAUAACACUGCUGAUGUAAAAAUUCAGGGUUAAACUGCACAAAUGAUCAGUUCUUAUUGAAUUCCCUGUUUGUAAUAAGCAUUGAGAAUGAAAAAAAGAAGUUUGUACCUUUUUUUUAAGGAGUGAACAGUUGUCACUGCACCAGUCAAUAGACCUGCUCAAGACCUGCUUCUUUAUACUUUUGGUGGGUUGUAGCAAAUGUGAUUUGUAUUAAUUUUGCCAAUGAUAGAAGUUUGUAAUGAUUAUUUCAUAGAAUUGAAAAAUAUUGUCUUCCAAAAAGUGAUCUUUGUUUACAUUCAGUAAUAAAAUGGAAAAGUUUGUUGAUUGUUUAAAA
Colossoma macropomum (tambaqui) is the source of this 4224-nucleotide messenger RNA. Its product is annotated as prenylcysteine oxidase-like. NCBI's taxonomy places the organism in Eukaryota, Metazoa, Chordata, Actinopteri, Characiformes, Serrasalmidae. Gene Ontology annotation, molecular function: prenylcysteine oxidase activity. The record is from RefSeq and is a predicted model, not a curated record. Gene Ontology annotation, biological process: prenylated protein catabolic process; prenylcysteine catabolic process. The transcript is spliced from 7 exons. The coding region runs from base 173 to 1702 and encodes 509 amino acids.